UGGAGGAAGGGCCGUCACUUGGCCGCGCGGCUGGGGUGGGAGGAAGAGGGCCCCAUUCCAGGGUGAAGCUGAGGCAGCGGAGGUACGGGUAGCGCUUCGGUCCGUGAGUGCGAGCGACCCUCGGCGGCAGUUUGGACGCUCUCUCCGUCUCUCUGCAGUGAAUGGCGGCGGGAUGGAGCAUGAGGGGAGCGGCGGCAGCGGGGGGUCGGCCGGGCUCCUACAGCAGAUCCUCAGUCUGAAGCUUGUGCCACGGGUGGGCAACGGGACCCUGUGCCCCAACUCCACUUCUCUCUGCUCCUUCCCAGAGAUGUGGUAUGGUGUGUUCCUGUGGGCACUGGUGUCUUCUCUCUCCUUCCAUGUCCCUGCGGGAUUACUGGCCCUCUUCACCCUCAGACAUCACAAAUAUGGUAGGUUCAUGUCUGUAAGCAUCCUGUUGAUGGGCAUCGUGGGACCAAUUACUGCUGGAAUCUUGACAAGUGCUGCCAUUGCUGGAGUGUACCGAGCAGCAGGAAAGGAAAUGAUACCAUUUGAAGCCCUCACCUUGGGCACUGGGCAGACAUUUUGUGUAGUGGUGGUCUCCUUCUUACGGAUUUUAGCUACUCUGUAGCAUAUAUCCUUAGGCCAUGAUGCCACACCUAAGUUUGAGAGCCUCCUCACAGCAAGAAUACAUUAUGGAAUGUAGUGUUUUCUUAAUUCUUCAAAUGGAGGAAACUUGGAUUAAGAAGUAUGUGAAAAAUGAAACAUCUCAGCCCUUUCUUCAGUUGGAAGUUCCAGGAAUUGAAGAUCUUUCUGGACUCCUUAUUGUUCUCAACCAAAACAAAUUAAGUUUCUUAGGGCCUUUGUUUUUUUUUAAAUUAAUUGAAGCCGUUUUACAGGUGCACCUUUACCCACCUAGGUCAUCAGUGCUUCUGGGCUAAUCCUUCACACUGAAAUGUACAAUAUUCUGUGAAAAAAUGCAGUGUCGCCUAUGUUAGAGAAACUAUGAAAAAUAGUUUCUCUUUCUGAGCAUACUAUACUAAAAUCUUAUCUAAUCUAACUUGAUUAAAAUCUGGCAGACUCUUCUUUUACUGCAUCUUCAUGACAAUAAGUGCCAAGUAAGUUUUGGUUGAGUAGAGCUUUGAGAACAAAUCUGUUGACAUGUAACAGGAAAAAAAAAAUCCUGCAAUAGAAGUAGUGGCUUCUGUUCCACUGC
Molecule: messenger RNA, 1192 nt
Organism: Mustela erminea (ermine)
Lineage: Eukaryota; Metazoa; Chordata; Mammalia; Carnivora; Mustelidae
Gene: TMEM170A
Product: transmembrane protein 170A
Exons: 3
Coding region: 173-607 (144 amino acids)
Biological process (GO): endoplasmic reticulum tubular network organization
Cellular component (GO): endoplasmic reticulum membrane
Source: RefSeq, a predicted model, not a curated record